Molecule: messenger RNA, 4403 nt
Organism: Acaulospora morrowiae
Lineage: Eukaryota; Fungi; Glomeromycota; Glomeromycetes; Diversisporales; Acaulosporaceae
Source: the annotation of a GenBank genome assembly
AUGAAUAUUAAAAGAAUCAAUUCCCGUUCGCAAAAUUUUAGUAGAAGCCAUCAAGGGUCAGUAUCCCUUCUACGUCCUGAGGAAGUAGAAAACGAACAACUCAAAGCAAUUUCCAAUGGUUUUAAUUCAUCUGCGCUAUCAUAUAAUGGGAGCGAUAUGGUUGUCUCCGUUCCUCAUGGAGAUAAUUAUAGAGGAUCAUGGAAAAGACUGAUCCGCAGAGAAUUUAAGAACCAGCAUCAGAUGAGGCGAUUCAUAACAUCAUGUAUUGUUGAUGCCAAGAAAGUAGGCUAUGAAUUGGAUGCUCUUGUAGAAGAAUUGGGUUCACCGGACGGAAGAGAUAGGAUCAGAGAGAUUGUGAUGUCACAAGCUUCUGUAGACGCAGGAAAGCAAGCUAAAAUUGCAUCUUUUCAACGAGUAAUCUUGCCUUUUUUGGCACUUUUAACUCGAAGUGGAAUAAUUGAAUGUAUCCUUGAUAUGCAAGUUAAUGCGAUUUAUCUUGUUGUCUAUAAUAACUUGGAUUCGUUCAUGAAUGAUAGCGUAAUGUCUAUGCUUCAAGAGUUGGUGAAGAGACAAAACAUAUCUGAUCAACGAGUUAGUCAAAACGAGCUACUUAUUGACGAUCCGCAUGCAUUUAUUCCCACAUCGUUGGGGCAGUUUUUUUUGGUUAUUGUUCGAAUGAUUAACGAAUUUUUAAAGCGCAUAAAAGAUGCAUCUUCCAAUGAAACUAUUCAUCAAAUAGCCGAGAAGCUUGAAAGAUUGAAGGAUGAAUGGCAUGAAUCAUUGGUUCAGCAGAUUAACUCAUCUGACUUGCUCGCAUAUGACAUUAAGUGCCGAGAAUAUUUUUUUAUGAUUUUAAAUAAAGACAUCGAUAAUAUGAAGAUGAUGUUAGAAAAACUAGAUAAUAACUUAUCACCUCGAAAAUUAUUUUCCAAACGUGUUAUCGGUUGUCACCUUAAUGAAGCAAUAUCAAUGGACCUACGAAGAAUUUAUGACCCUCCGGGGGAACUUUCACCGAAUGGAAAACGUCACGAUAACGACUUUAGUGAAAUUUCCAAAAUAUCUAUUAUUCCUACCAGGGAAGAAACUUUAUGCGAACGCGAUCCUUUUUUACCUGCCAUUAAUGAAGACGAUGAUACGCAUCACUUGCCCAAGGGUAUUUCUCGUCUUCUCGACAGGCAAUUUCGUUUGCUCAGGGAAGAUAUGCUCAAUGCUUUUCGUUUAAGCAUUAAUAGCUUCAUUACCUUUCUUAGCGAAGCAGAUGAAAACGAUGCACAAAUUCAGAGACUUAAGACUCAGGGUGGAAGAUAUGGAGAUAAUCGAGAUUUGAAUGUUUACACCAAUGUGGAGUUUUCUGAGAUUGUUGUAGACAAACAUAAAGGUUUUUCUUGUCGAAUUGCAUUUACUCCGCCGAUCAGUAAACAAACAGCCGGAGAGCGCAAAGCAUACUGGGGAAAGGUCAAAAGACUUAUGCACGGAAAUCUGGUUUGCCUCCUUUGGCCAAAUGAGAAUGCUUAUGACAAUGGAAACAAGACUAUUAGCGCAAAAGAUUAUUCAUUAUAUUUUGGUACAGUUGCCAGUAGAAAUGAAGAUAUGUUAGCAGAAGAAAGCGCGAAAAUUGACAUUAAUUUCAUAGAUGUUACCAUUUAUUCGAUUGCUAUAAAGGAUAUUUUGAGCAAACAUUCAUCUAACAAAAUAGUUAAACAUCGUUUUAUGAUUGAGUCAACGGAUCUACUUUUCGAAAGUUAUCACAGUAUUUUGAAAACUCUACAAGAAGCACGACCUGAAAAUUUCCCCUUCGCAAAAUAUUUUGCUCCACAAAUAGACAACGAAAUGUUCGAUGAGGUCGCCAAAGUUGACCCACCUAUUUAUUCUAGGGCUCCUGGCUUCAAUUUUGAUCUUUCGGUUUUGCUCAAUGAUAAAAACAGAGAAUUACUUCUGGAUUUUGAACACUUACAACCAGAAAAUAAUGUUAUCGAAGAUCUGAAAACAUACAGUUCACUUGACGAAACUCAAGCUCGUGCACUUGUUUCAGCUCUAAGUCGCGAGGUUGCAUUGAUUGAAGGACCUCCUGGAACCGGAAAAACGUACAUUGGUCUAUUAAACCAUAACAUAAAGAAUUUUGUUCGAAUGGGCUCACGGUCAAAAUCAGAAAUCAUCGGGGAAUAUCAGAUCGAUACGAUUUGCAAUAGGCGUAAAGAUCAGAGACUUGGUGCAUUAUUAGGACGCGCCAGAAGCGAACUUGAACAAAUCGAAGAAGAGGCGAAAAAAAUUACGGAGCGUCAAAUGCUUCGAUGGAUCGAUUGGAAUCUUCCGUUAGUCAAAUCGUAUUUGAUGGAUGAAUUUCCCGAGCAUUAUGAAAACUUACUGAAUCCCAACAUUCCGGAGGUCCUAUUAAUUGACGGAAUCGAAGAAAGUCGAUCAAAUGACGAAACUGGGAAAAAAAAGGAUGAAGAAUGGAAGAGAGUUGGCAGCAGCAAACGAAAAACAUCGAUCUUUGAACAAUGGAUUCAUGGAGUAGACUUACAAGAGGCUCAAAAAUUACAAAAAAAACUUCAAAAUAGACCUAAGAAUAAAGAAAAAUCUCAUAAAAACAAAUUUGAAGUACUCUCAGAAGAUUAUGAAUUCCUGAACUGGCUUGAUUCGUGGAGGAUGCCAGAAACUGCAAGGAGUUUGGAGGAAUUAAAAGAUGUUUAUGAUGUUUGGAAUAUGUCAAAAGCGGAGCGUGUGAUUUUGCAUGACUUUUGGAGAGAAGAACUUCAUUCGGAGUCUGUCAAAGAGCUCGCAAGAAUAAGAAAGUCACACGACCAAAUUAGAGGCGAAAUUGAAAAAAUAAAGAACGAAAAACGACGUGAUAUUUUAAGUAAAUGCGAUGUUAUUGGUGUAACUACAAGCGGCGCUGCAAAGCAUCACGAUCUUAUCAGGUCAAUUGCGCCCAAAAUCAUUAUUUGUGAAGAAGCCGGUAUGUCUGCUUUCACGCAAUCUAUUAAUAAUCACGAUUUGUCCAUCGACUCGGAUAUUGGAAAGAACUAUGAUUUGGAUGUUAGUUUAUUCGAACGUCUUGUACAUGGGAAGAAUUCUUGCACGAAGGUGGAAGCCACGCAACUUUUAACUCAGCGACGUAUGAGGAGAGAAAUUGCAGACUUAGUCAGGAAUACGAUCUACCCAGACUUGGAAGAUCAUGAUGAAACAUUGUUAUAUCCUAACGUUCAUGGUGUUCAAUCUAAUGUUUUCUUCAUUGACCACCAAAAUCCCGAAGAUCCGAUGAGGAGCGAGUUUGCUCUUCAGUCUCAUUCUAAUGAAUUUGAAGUUAAAAUGAUUGUUGAAAUGGUAAAGUACUUUGUUAGAAAUGGAUAUGCAAAAGCCGAACAAAUUGCAGUCCUUACGCCGUAUUUAGGACAAUUGAUAAAAAUAAGAGACGCGUUAGCAAGUUCAUUCAUGGUAGUGAUAGAUGAACGUGAUAGUGAUGCGCUUGCUAAGUUCCAAGAUCAAAUGGAAGACAAUAAUCAGCAAGAACCAUCGCCUAAAGCCGAGAAGAGGAGCAUAGCGUCUAAGAGAAGAUUAAACCAACAGGUCGUGCUACGAACUAUCGAUAACUUUCAAGGUGAAGAGGCGGACAUCGUUAUCAUUUCACUUGUCAGAAAUACCACGAAGAAAAAUUAUGGAGGGUCCAUUGGCUUCCUAAAGUCAAGAAAUAGAACAAAUGUUUUGCUUUCGAGGGCUCGACAUGGAAUGUAUCUUAUUGGUAACGCCAAGCUUAUGAAAAAUAAAUCAGAGAUAUGGGCCGAUGUGAUCAAUAUUCUCGAAUCCCGUCGGCCACCGCAAAUUGGUCCCGGAUUCCCAAUUGUAUGUGUACGGCAUCCCAAUCAUAAAACCAUCAUCACUGAUCCCAAAAAGUUCGGUGAAGUAUCUCCUGACGGAGGAUGCACGCUUAGCUGUGGGAGAGCUCUUAAAUGUGGUCAUAUUUGUCCAUAUAAAUGUCACCCCGAUGAUCCUAAAAGGAAUGUACCCGCUUGCAUGAAUGUGGCCAUCCAUGCAAACGUUUGUGUGGAGAAAUAUGUGGAGAAUGCAAUUUUCCAGUUGGUGAUAUCGAGCUACCCUGUGGCCAUAUUUAUAAAAAUGCGGUAUGCCAUCAGAGUCGUAAUCGAAAGAGUGUCCUAUGCAAAACAAAAGUCCCCAAAAAACUGCUGCCACAAGCCGAUUAAUGACGUAAAGUGUCAUGAGAAUUGUGGAUUUCAAAUUUCAGAAUGCGGUCACUUGUGUAAAUCAGAUUGUUGUAAAUGUCAGGAUGAAUCCAUUAAGGCUAACGGUGGCAGAGCGCAAAUUGAUGAAAACGGUCAUGUUAAGCGAACUAAUCAUCAAGAAUGUAAACAAGAUUGUGCGAGGAAUCAAUUUUGCGGCCAUGU